Molecule: messenger RNA, 774 nt
Organism: Atta colombica
Lineage: Eukaryota; Metazoa; Arthropoda; Insecta; Hymenoptera; Formicidae
Gene: Taf11
Product: transcription initiation factor TFIID subunit 11
Exons: 6
Coding region: 40-774 (244 amino acids)
Biological process (GO): RNA polymerase II preinitiation complex assembly; transcription initiation at RNA polymerase II promoter
Cellular component (GO): transcription factor TFIID complex; nucleus
Molecular function (GO): transcription coactivator activity; protein heterodimerization activity
Source: RefSeq, a predicted model, not a curated record
AAUAUAAAUUAACGUUUUGCAAUAAAAUAUUUGUUAAAAAUGGAUAAUAUCUUUGGAAAGGAAGAUUCUGGGGAUGAAAAGGAAAGUGAGCAUAAGGAUGUGGAAGAGCAUGAAGAUAAUAAAACUAUACAAAAUUCAGGAUCCAAAGAUAUUGAAGCUAUGGAGAUUGAUAAUUUACAAGUUAAGGCAGAAUCGGAUGCAAUGAGUUCUCAAUCGCAAUCAGAUGCUGAGGAAAUUGAAAACACUGGAUCUAAUUCUAUCUGUCCAGUUGCAGAGAAUCAAGUAGAGACUGUGAAGCAAGAACUUGACAUGAAGAUAGAAGAACAAACUGCUGAAGAUAUAUUUAGUAAUGACAUUAUGAUACCUCGUGCUAAUCCAAUCAGUACAAAAGAAAGGCGGGAAAGUAAAGAGAAGAGCAAAAAGGAAAUAGAAGAAGAAGAGAGAGAAAAGAUGCAGGUGCUAGUAUCUAACUUUACUGAAGAUCAGCUAGAUAGAUACGAAAUGUACAGACGAUCCGCAUUUCCAAAAGCAGCUAUAAAAAGGAUUAUGCAAACCAUAACAGGUUGUUCAGUAUCUCAAAACGUUGUUAUAGCUAUGUCAGGAAUUGCUAAAGUAUUUGUUGGCGAAAUUGUUGAAGAAGCUUUAGAUGUUAUGGAGGCACAAAAUGAAACUGGCCCAUUACAACCAAAGCACUUGAGAGAGGCUGUCCGCAGAUUGAGGUUACAAGGUCAAAUACCGAAUGGUCGGGCACACAAAGCUUUCUUCAGAUUAUAA